Messenger RNA from Protopterus annectens (West African lungfish), 1586 nucleotides. Its product is annotated as probable ATP-dependent RNA helicase DDX60. The transcript is spliced from 10 exons. Gene Ontology annotation, cellular component: cytoplasm. The record is from RefSeq and is a predicted model, not a curated record. The coding region runs from base 36 to 1292 and encodes 418 amino acids. Lineage: Eukaryota; Metazoa; Chordata; Ceratodontiformes; Protopteridae.
UAACAGCAACUGGAUCGCUUGCUUUAGGCAUUAAUAUGCCUUGUAAAUCUGUCAUAUUUGUUGAAGAUUCACUUUACCUGGAUGCAAUAAAUUAUAGGCAGAUGUCUGGACGUGCUGGAAGAAGAGGGCAAGAUCUCAUAGGCAGUGUCUACUUUUACAACAUCCCUCAGCCCAAAGUAGAAAGACUUAUCAGAGCGAAUGUACCUAAACUAAAAGGCCAGUUUCCCUUAAGCAUCACUCUUAUUCUGCGUCUUAUGCUGUUGGGUGCAAAAGCUGAUGAUAUUGCAGAUGCUGAAGCAAAGUCCUUUUCUGUGCUGAAGCAUUCACUGUUGACCUUCAAUCAACCAAAGAAACUUCACAUGUUAAAGCUGUAUUUCCUGUUUUCUUUGCAGUUUCUUAUUGGAGAGGGAUAUCUGGAUCAAAAUGGCAUCCCUCAAGGAUUUGCUGGUCUAGUCAGCCAUCUACACUAUCAUGAACCUUCAAAUUUCAUGUUUGUCAACUUCUUGGUGAAAGGGCUUUUUCACAAAAUCUGUAAGCCAAUACCUUCCAAGAAAAAGGGUGAUUGGAAACAGUUUUCUGAAAAUGUGAUGACGGAUUUAGUACUAAUUUUAGCAAACCUUUUUGGAAGAAGGAUUCUUCAAUUAAAAAAUAAGACGAUGGGACCAUUCAAGCAAUCAACAGUGAUUCUUGAAGAUCUCCCUGAAGACUUUGUUGCUGCUGCAGUUGAGUACAACAAAAAUGUGCAACAGAUAUUUGGCAGUUUUCUUCUUUCUGUGGCCAAGCUAGCUGAUAUGGAACAAGAAAUGCAACUGCCUCUAUCAAAAACAACAUUUUCAGGUGUAGAGCAUUGGGAAUCCAGUUUUGCAUCACGUCUAAUGGCCUGUAAUAAGGAAAUAGAAGCAAUAUCGCCUUUUGCAGCACUUUCUGGAAACACCAACAAUGAUCUACUAGAUUCUUGCAAAGUUGAUAGUAUUCUUUUACAUACCAUUGGCGUCCACAUGCACAAUAUCCCUGUGUUUUAUAUGAAGCGGUUUGAUCACAAAGGAAGAGAACUGCCAUACAAUGCGUAUGCUCUUGACUUCUAUAAACACGGUUCACUGGAUGCAAUUACAGAUGACAAUAAAAUCAACCGAGGAGAAGCCUACAACCUUCUUAGAGACUUUUCACUCACCAUUUCAGCAAUCAGUGUCUCCGUAUGUGAACUGUGUGAAAAUGAAUAUGAUGAUGUUGUGCUGGCCUUUAAGCAACUGAACAGAAGCUACCGAGAAAAAUUUGUGAGCAUUCCUUACUAAGAACAUAAGUACCCUCCCUGAAGGAUACCACAACAACCAAGGGACAUGUUGCAAAAAUAGGGAGUAUCUGUGGCAAGCUGUGAAAGUACAGUAUUCCUGCACCUAACAGUCAAAUCAUUAUGUGCCUGAAGUGUUUAUGAAGUAUGUAGAAAUGGAACUGUAGACGUACAGUUUGCUUGUAAUUUUCUACUGCCCAGCAUUUAAUGGCUUUAAAGUCUAAUUGAAAAUAAUGUAAUGUAUGUCACUGUACCAGUGAAACAUCUUUGUUUUUAAAAAUAAAUGCCAAUAACAAUU